Molecule: messenger RNA, 1853 nt
Organism: Bombyx mandarina (wild silkworm)
Lineage: Eukaryota; Metazoa; Arthropoda; Insecta; Lepidoptera; Bombycidae
Gene: Naa40
Product: N-alpha-acetyltransferase 40
Cellular component (GO): nucleus
Molecular function (GO): histone H4 acetyltransferase activity; protein N-terminal-serine acetyltransferase activity; histone H2A acetyltransferase activity
Source: RefSeq, a predicted model, not a curated record
GUCAACUUAUCCAACUUUCCUGAGUUCCCGCUAUAUUUUUGAGAUAAUAAUUUAAAUAAACAAUCACAAAUCAAAUAAUUUGAAAGUAAAGUUUUAUUACCUACAAUCAGUUCUAAUUUAAAUAAUGGGAAAAAAAUCAAUAACAGCUACAAACAAACAGAAAGAUAAGCGGCUUGCUAGAAAGCAAGAACAGAGGCGCAUUGCUGAUGCUAUGACCCACGUUACAACUGCGAAUAAACUUCAAGACUUGGCAUCCUUGUGCAAAGAAUUGUUAGUUUUCCGUAAUCUCGACCUGGAGGUAGACAUGUAUAUACAAAAGGUCACUGAACUGGAUAAAAAGGUGUUACAGUGGGCCAUAGACUUGACUGAAAAAAAUAUGAAGACACUCUAUGAAACUUGUGCAUGGGGUUGGAAUCCUAAUCGUAAGCUGGAGGAAAUGACUGAUGAUGCAGCCUGGUACCUGAUAGCCCGUGAGAAAAAUGGAACACUCCUAGCUUUCUCACACUUCAGAUUUGACCUGGACUUUGGAGAACCAGUAUUGUAUUGUUACGAGGUGCAGGUAGAGAAGGGCGGACGUCGUCGCGGACUCGGCCAGCGCGUCCUCAGCGUGCUGGAGAAGCUUGCGCACGCCACCCACAUGCGUUGCGUGCGUCUCACUGCGCUCACGCACAAUCCCUCCGCCGCCGAAUUCUUCAAGGCUUGCGGAUACAGUAUAGACGAGACGAGUCCUCCAAAAGACGAAGCGGCUCAUUACGAGAUCUUAAGCAAGGCAACCGUUAAAUCAACAGACGAAAGUGCCGUGAAGGUAUGAAAACCGUACGAAUGGAAAACGAAGGACUAAACGAAAACAAUAGUUCAUAAAUUAAUUAACGUAAUGCCAAAUCUAAAGGUCAAUUCUAGGUUUUGUCGUCUGUAUCAUAAUAUAAUACAUGCAUUCGUAAUGUUUUAUUUUAGUAGACAAUAAACCUGCAAAGUAGUGAAAUUUUGUUAUACAUUGUUAAAUUUAAUAACUGGUGAGUUCCGAAUGAAGGCUAUAUUUUCUAAUCGUCUCUUUUUUUUUUAUUGCCUUUGUAGGCAGACGAGCAUACGGCCCACCUGAUGGUGAGUGGUUACCGUCGCCCAUGGACUUCAGCAAUGCCAGGGGCAGAGCCAAGCCGCUGCCUACCGGAUCUCACAGAAUAACUAGUACAAAAAAUGUGUUGAACCUUUUUAUAUGAGUUCAGUUGGAAUUCUCACGUUGGCAAUACAGCUCCGAGAGUACCUACGUCGCUAAUUUGGACUAAAGGUCUAGAUACCAGGCCAUAAACUCAAAAAAAAAAACCUCGCUAAUUGUUUCAAAUGCUAUAACAUUAAUGUGACGUCAAAAGUAAAUAUCCCAAUUUUGGUUUAUCUGUUAGUUUAUUUUUGCACUUUUAUUCUAAAUUAUACUUAGAUUCCGCUUUAAUCCUAUUAAAUCGUAAAGAAAUUAGUAAAUUUAGAAGUAAAUUAAAAAAAAUAUUCGAAUAAUUGUUUAUUCGAUAACACCAGAACGCAAAUAUGCUAUCAGUAAAAUGUUAAUGAAAAACGACUCUGUGUUACUUUUUUUAUUCAAAAACAUCUUAAUACUAGUACUUAAAUAAAAUAGAAAGUAUCUAUACGAGAUUCUGACCAGCUAGGAAUGGUUUGGUGACGCCAAUGGUGACCCAUUGCAGGAAUUUAGCCUUUAAAUAUCUAAUAUAAAUCUUUCUCGGAUCGUUCGGGUAUCUUAUGAGGAUUACCCCACGCAAAGAAUAAUUGUUAUAAUCUAUACUUCUAUACUAAUAUUACAAAGAGGAAAGAUUUGUUUGUUUGUUUGUAUUGAAAAAGUGUCGGCA